This is a messenger RNA of Tribolium madens (black flour beetle), 1223 nucleotides long. RefSeq lists its product as uncharacterized. Bases 551 to 922 code for a protein of 123 amino acids. The record is from RefSeq and is a predicted model, not a curated record. The transcript is spliced from 4 exons. Lineage: Eukaryota; Metazoa; Arthropoda; Insecta; Coleoptera; Tenebrionidae.
UGACCUUAGAAGCGUAUGUUGGUUAUUAUGUUACAAAGUUGAUUUUUUUAGAACGAUUAAGUGGGACUUUGUCUUUGUUUAUGUUCAAUUUUCAGAUCUUUACUUUUUAAAAUAUUAUUAUUAUUACACCAAACACAAUUUUCAGGUUAAUUCAUUUGACUUUACUCCUUCUAAUUGAUGAUUAAAUAAUUGACCUUUAGAUUAACUAAGUUUGUCGUCUGGUGGUAUGGAAGACUGCUUGGCUUAAGACUAUUUGAUGCGAAGGUCGAAGUCAACGUUUCCUCUGGAGAAAAAGCAGGAAAACAGGUGUGCACGCAACUGUUUCAAUGGGGUCACUCGAAAGGUACUUUGAAAAUACCUAGAACCAAAAUAACAGUUGCGUAUCUGAAACAAAACGAAUUCAGCUAUCGCCCACCACGAUUUUCCACACUGUGUACGACGAUGUGACCUUGUGUUUCUGACCGUAGAAGUAGUGGCAAUCUCGAGAACCAGGAAACGCGAAGUUUGCUUCAUUUUCCCCGAAAAACUUCCAAAGAAUUAAAAAAUAAUAAUGAAAUGUGCGGCUUUUUUGACCUGUCUUCUGACAACGAUACAAAUCGGACACGCCUUGAACUGCUACAAGUGUAAUGGUUGCGAAACCGCAAAAAACAUGAAGGAAACUUGCCGAAAUGUGGACCCAGCUACACAAAUCAGCGCCUGCUUGACGCAAAAAAUUCAUGUGGGUGGUACUCCUGAACCAAUGACCAUCAAGAAAUGCACCGUUUAUGGCAAAACCGAAAAAUUCACGUGUCCGACUCUUCCAGAAAUCGAUACGCUUUCGUGUCAGAUUUGUCAUGAAGAUUUUUGCAAUUCUGGAAUGGCACUGAGGAUAAAUCUGUACCUGAUGUUUUUCGCCAUAUUUCUUGCAUUGAAAUUCCUUUAAUGUUGAGCUUGUGUAAAUAAUUAUUUUUAAAAACAAAAUUGUUUGAAAAAAUUAAGAGUGUUUUUCUGGUAUGAUUCAUGCCUAUUAAUAAUAAGGUGUGGCUAAACUCGCGAUAUUAGUGUUUUUAUGGUGUUAGUUUUAAUUGCAACACUAAAAUUGUUGGUUGUCUAACAGUUAAUCAAAAACGAUCAAAAUGGACGAAAAAUGAUUAAAAAUCGUUACAUUAUUCUAAAAAAAACUACGUUUAUUGAAAUAAAAAUUAAGUACUAAAUUAUUAUAGACUUGGACUCAAAUUUUGACA